CUCGUGAUCGAGAAGUUUAGUUUACCAGGAUAGAGACACCUCCACGGUGAAAGGCACUAAGAAGGAAGAGAACGAAGAAGAAGAAACAAUCACCAUUAUAUAACAUACACAUUUUAUGAAAGAAAAAAAAAAUAUUCAAAUGCUAGAAAUACUAAAUCGCAUACAUUUAUAAUAUGCAAUUACAUGAAUAUAGAUUAAAAGAAAAGACAAAGAUAAAAAUUAAAAUUAAAAUGACAAAAUUCAUCCUAAAUUCACAGUCAAUUACUAUGCAAGUGAUAAUGGAUGAUCCUCAUGAAGUCCAGAAUAAUAUUCUCGGCCAAUAUCGCAAGCUCCUCAACUUCAACAUCCAGUUCCUCAAAGAAGCUCCUUGUUCUUUUUGGGAUCGUUCCGCGAGAACCAAAUCAGAGGCCUCUCACGGUGAGCUCUCUCUCUCUUCGAAGGUCUCACGGAAGUUCUAUUUUACUCGCCAUAUCGAGAAAUGCCCAUGGCUGGCCCUGCUGUUUGCUUAUUGCUUAUUGAAGUUUGUUUCUUGUGAAGAAAAAGAGGAUGACAAUGUCCUCCACAUCGGAGGAAUUUUCCCGAUCGGAGGGGAAGGUGGUUGGCAAGGAGGGCAGGCGUGUGAGCCGGCUGCAAAUCUUGCUUUAGAAGAUGUAAAUAAUAGAAAGGACCUCCUUCCAGGUUUUACAUUAAAAUUACAUUGGAAUGAUAGUGAAUGUGAGCCUGGUCUUGGAGCUUCUGUAAUGUACAACUUACUCUAUAACAAACCACAAAAACUUAUGCUGCUGGCAGGAUGUAGCACAGUUUGUACAACAGUAGCAGAGGCUGCCAAAAUGUGGAAUUUGGUUGUGUUAUGUUAUGGUGCAAGCUCUCCAGCAUUAUCUGAUAGAACAAGGUUUCCAACACUGUUUAGAACACAUCCCUCUGCAACAGUUCAUAACCCUACAAGGAUAAAACUGAUGGAGAAAUUUGGUUGGUCAAGAGUUGCAAUAUUACAACAAGCUGAAGAAGUCUUUAUAUCGACAGUAGAAGAUUUAGAAGCUAGAUGCAAAGAAAAUCAGAUUGAAAUUGUUACCAGACAGAGUUUUCUAAGUGACCCAAGUGAUGCUGUGAGAAAUCUAGUAAGGCAAGAUGCUCGGAUUAUAGUCGGACUCUUUUAUGUUGUCGCAGCAAGGAGAGUUCUUUGUGAAAUUUAUCACCAAGGACUAUAUGGGAAACAAUAUGUAUGGUUUUUUAUAGGAUGGUAUGAGGAUAACUGGUUUGAAGUGAACCUAGAAAAAGAAGGUAUAACCUGUACCCAUGACCAAAUGAGAGCUGCUGCUGAAGGUCACAUUACCACUGAAGCUCUUAUGUGGAAUCAAAAUAAUCAGAAGACUAUUUCAGGAAUGACUUCAGAAGACUUUCGUGAGAGAUUGAAUGAUGUUUUGAGAAAAAGUAAUUAUGAUAUUGAUAACAUGCGCUAUCCUGAAGGCUACCAAGAAGCUCCGUUAGCAUAUGAUGCAGUUUGGUCGGUGGCUUUAGCAUUUAAUAAAACAAUGGCCAGGCUUCAAAGCAGAGGAAGAACUCUAAAGAGCUUUACCUAUACUGACAAGGAAAUAGCAGAUGAUAUUUAUUCUGCUAUAAAUUCUACUCAGUUCCUAGGAGUAUCUGGUGUAGUGGCUUUUAGUUCUCAAGGAGAUCGAAUUGCAUUAACACAAAUUGAGCAGGUUAUCAACGGAACUUAUGUAAAAUUAGGCUAUUAUGAUAUUCAAGCCGAUAAUCUCACGUGGUUUAAUAAAGAAAAAUGGAGUGGAGGAAAAGUUCCUCAAGACAGAACCAUUGUUAGAAGAGUAUUAAGGACACUAUCUGUUCCUUUAUUUAUUUGUAUGUGGAUUAUUUCAAGCAUAGGAAUUAUUGGUGCAGUUGGCUUGAUUGCGUUUAAUAUUUGCUACAGGCAUCGAAGGGUCAUAAUAUCCUCUCAUCCAGUAUGCAAUACAAUAAUGCUGGUUGGUGUAAUAAUUUGUUUAUCUAGUGUAUUUCUACUGGGUUUAGAUGGACAAUUCAUAUCUCGAGAAGAAUAUCCUGCUAUCUGCCAAGCAAGAGCAUGGUUGCUUUCUAUAGGUUUUACACUGGGCUAUGGAGCAAUGUUUAGUAAAGUUUGGCGAGUUCACAGGCUUACUACUAAAGCCAAAUCAGAUACUGUGAAGAGGGUGCAGCCUUGGAAGUUGUACACUAUGGUAACUGGGUUAUUAUCGAUAGAUUUUUGUAUUCUAAUUUUUUGGCAAAUUUAUGAUCCAUUGCAAAGAACAAUCGAAGUAUUUCCAUUAGAGGACCCUGUGAACAUUGAUGAUGAUAUCAAAAUUAGGCCUGAACUUGAGCAUUGUGAAAGUGACAACCACAAUGUUUGGUUAGGUUUGAUGUAUGGAUAUAAGGGACUUGUUUUAGUUUUUGGUCUAUUUUUGGCUUAUGAAACUCGAAGCAUUAAAGUUAAGCAAAUUAAUGACUCUAGAUAUGUAGGAAUGUCUAUUUAUAAUGUUGUCGUUCUUUGCUUAAUUACUGCUCCUGUAACACUGGUUAUUGCCUCCCAGCAAGAUGCAAGUUUCACAUUUGUUUCUCUUGCUUUGAUAUUCUGUUGCUUCCUUUCAAUGGCAUUAAUUUUUGUUCCUAAGGUAAUUGAAGUUAUAAGACAUCCAAGGGAUAAAGCUGAAUCAAAGUAUAAUCCUGACGUUGGUAUAUCAAAAGAAGAUGAAGACAGAUAUCAAAAGCUUUUAGCUGAAAAUGAAGAACUACAAAAGUUAAUUAGUGCAAAAGAAGAGAAAAUCAGGCUACUUAAACAGCGUUUAGCAGAAAAGGAUAUGGGGAAACCUCUAGAUGGCAAAGGAGGAGAACUCGGUCCUAACCCACUCACGAUGUGAAAAUGGUUCUAGAUAGCCAAAACGUCUUAAAAAAGAAAGGAAGACAAAUAACAAGGAUUUGUUGAUCAUAGGCGCAGACUUUCCAUUCUGGUUGUGGGAGGGGUGAUGAACCUCCUCUAAAACACAGGCUUUAAAUUAAAACAAAAUACAGUGGAGGACAAAACUUAUGAAUUCUUGAGUAAUUUGUCUAGAGAUCUCGGGUAAUGUUGAUAAUAAAUGUUAAUAAUAAACAUAUGUUUAUAGGUUAUUAAAGAUCAUCUAUAUAAAUGAAAUAAAGGGUUUGUCUGUACAUUGAAUAGAAUCAACCUGUUUCAUGAUAUCUUUCCGUUCCAAACAUUACAGGCACAAAAUCCACUUUUAAAAGAUUUUUUGUCUGUCUGGAUGUCUGCAUUUCCAACAAAAUUUUGUCAGGGGUAAGCUUGGCAAUGGCUAAU
Molecule: messenger RNA, 3325 nt
Organism: Nezara viridula (southern green stink bug)
Lineage: Eukaryota; Metazoa; Arthropoda; Insecta; Hemiptera; Pentatomidae
Source: the annotation of a GenBank genome assembly